CUAAUAUCCACUCGAGUUAAUAUAUUUAUAUAUUAAGCAAUUUUAAUAUUCAAGUUAGGAUGUAAAUAGCAGUAAUUAUCUAUAAAAAAAACAGCGCGUUUGCCUGUGGCACGAAAGUAGGUCAGUAUUUCUAAAAGCCAGCACAGUGCAAACCUCAUAGACAUCUCAAACGAAAAAACUGGUGCUUUGUAGAGGGGUUGAUCACGUGACAUUGCACUAAAAUAGUUUCAUAGAAUUCUCCUUUAUUCGUUCAGUCUAUCCGCCAUUGGAACUGAUAAAACAAAUCAAUUGAGAAGGUAAGAGAAUGAACUAUAAUAUUACCAACUGCAAAAUAGAGAGAGAAAGAUUACGAAUAAAAUUUCUCUAUAUAAAACAACAUAGAAGGUCAACGAAAUCCUUUAACCGUUUAAUAAUACUAUACCUUGAUAUGGAUAAGAACAUAUCAACAGUUAUCUUAUUCCUCCUAACCAUUUCCCAGGCUGAAAUCUAACUUUCAAAUAUUUCAUUUAUGGCCGUUUUCAUUUAUGGCCCUUGAUACUUUCUAUUUAUAGAUCAUACAAAGAUGAUAAACACGUUUAAAAGAUUGUUAAAUAUCGUAACAAUUUUUAAUUGUAUGACACCAAAUUUUGCGGUAACAUUCCUUUCCGCUCCAAAGUAUGUCGUAGCAAAACUGGGAGAUACGUUUGAUAUACAUUAUUCGCUUAGCGAAGCUAAACAAAUUCGAUUAGAAAGUUUGUACAAUGAUACAUCGGCUAGUAUAUUUGAACCUCCAAACUUUGAUGCAAAGUUUAAAGAUAGAUGGAAAGUAACGCCUAGUGGAGAAAGUUCAUCCUAUACUUUCACCGUCACUUCAUCGGAAAAAAUUGAUGGUCUUCAUAUUAACGCUUCAAUUGUGGGUGGUUCAAGCACUGAUUAUCGUAAAACUGGAGUAGUUUUAUAUGAAUCAAAUCCAACAGCCGAAGAAUAUCCUAAAACUGUUAUUGAAGGUGAAAAAUUUAACGUUGUAUUUGAUUUUAAAUUCUGGGGUGCUGGAAGUUUUGGUAGUAAACUUUUUGUAAAUGAUACGUGGAUAUCUUCGUCGAAGACUGAAUCAAUAUUUUAUGACGGAUUAGCUAAAUUUAAAGAGGAACAUAAGGCUACUUGGAAAAUAGAUAAUCAAAAUAUGUAUUUUGAAGUGAAAUUGUAUAGAAAUGACGAUACAGAUUUUGUUAGAUUUAAGAGUGAUGAUAUAAAAAUUCGCGUUGAAUAUAAAGUACGUGAUAUAAAAAUUACGUCUGAUCAAGAUAAUUCAGACAAACUUAAAAAUGGUGAUGAGCUAAUUUGUACUGCAAUGGGAAAUCCAGUUCCUAAAUACGAAUGGCGAAAAGUAAAAUCAUUUUAUUGAUUCUAAAUUGUUCCUCUAUUUGUUUUCUUAAAAGGCAUCUUCUAAAGUUAUCCUCUCAACUAGUUCUAAAGUGAAAAUUGAAGGUUCAGGCAACGUGGUUUACGAAUGCACUGCCUGGAAUGUUGUUAAUGGAACUAGACAUACAUUAGCACAAAAAUCUUCCCUUUCAAUAAAUUCUGCCUCAAUACCUGGAAAAUUUGAUAUGACUCUAAUCUCAUCUAUCCUUUUAUCAUGCAUCGUCAUUUAUAAAGAAAACCUUAUUUAAAGUCUUAAACACUAUGUAUGGGUUCUAUGUUAUAUAUUCUAGAUCAGUUCCUAAACGUGUUGUCAAAUUGUUCUUUUUUUUUUUACUGUAAAAUUUAUGUUGGCCUAAUCUCUUAAUUCAUAAUAAAAACAAAAUGAAGACAA
Messenger RNA from Dimorphilus gyrociliatus, 1792 nucleotides. The record is from the annotation of a GenBank genome assembly. Lineage: Eukaryota; Metazoa; Annelida; Polychaeta; Dinophilidae.